Molecule: messenger RNA, 685 nt
Organism: Hydractinia symbiolongicarpus
Lineage: Eukaryota; Metazoa; Cnidaria; Hydrozoa; Anthoathecata; Hydractiniidae
Product: late histone H2B.L4-like
Exons: 1
Coding region: 19-504 (161 amino acids)
Cellular component (GO): nucleosome
Molecular function (GO): structural constituent of chromatin; DNA binding; protein heterodimerization activity
Source: RefSeq, a predicted model, not a curated record
UAAAUAAUUGACGCAGAAAUGGCUGGAAGUCCAAGAAAAGGAAGCCCAAGAAAAGGAAGCCCAAGAAAAGGAAGUCCAAGGAAACCAUCCUCAAGAGCUGCUAGCCCUAAAAGAGGUGGAAGCCCCAAAAGAGGUCGAAGUCCAGCGAGAAAAGGAAAGGCGAUUAAGAAAGCUGGCAAGAGAAAAACAAGCAAGAAAGCCACAGGCAAGAGGCGAAGAAGUCGAAGGGAGAGUUAUGGUAUGUACAUCUACAAAGUUUUGAAACAAGUUCAUCCUGAUGUCGGAAUUUCAAGUAAAGCGAUGAGCAUCAUGAAUUCUUUCGUCAAUGACAUCUUUGAAAGAUUAGCAGGCGAAGCUUCCAAACUUGCUCAUCACAACAAACUACGAACCAUCUCUUCUCGUGAGGUACAAACUUCAGUUCGCUUGUUGUUGCCUGGUGAACUUGCCAAACACGCUGUGAGUGAAGGAACAAAAGCUGUUACCAAGUACACAAGUUCCAGAUAAACAACUCUUUGCAACAAAACGGCUUUUUUUAAAGCCACAAUUUUGAUAAAAUUCAUUAUGUUGGCUUUAUAGGACCAACGGUCCUUUUGGGUUCUAUUUGUCUUUUUCUAAAAACUACGUAUGUUUGAAAAUAGUCAGGCAGAACGAUUUUCGAUAGGGUGACCACUCUGUCUGGACUUUU